Messenger RNA from Oncorhynchus tshawytscha (Chinook salmon), 1924 nucleotides. RefSeq names its product dual specificity testis-specific protein kinase 1-like. The coding region runs from base 602 to 1924 and encodes 440 amino acids. Gene Ontology annotation, biological process: protein phosphorylation; actin cytoskeleton organization; positive regulation of stress fiber assembly. Gene Ontology annotation, molecular function: protein serine/threonine kinase activity; ATP binding. Lineage: Eukaryota; Metazoa; Chordata; Actinopteri; Salmoniformes; Salmonidae. The record is from RefSeq and is a predicted model, not a curated record. The transcript has 11 exons. Gene Ontology annotation, cellular component: cytoplasm; nucleus.
GAAGCGCUUCAAGAGAACAUUAUUAUUAUGGUUGAGAGAUCGACGGCACUGGGAAUCAGACCAAGAAACGAAUCGAAAUCCACGGUAGAUUUACCGUCGAUAGACCAUCUGCAGUUAUUGUAACGAUCGAUUAUUUUAUUGUGACUGUUUUGACCGAGAAGCCAACACAAUUCCUACAUCAUCCGAUACUGCUUUGCAAAGACAGCAAUAGGUUCCAUCGCCGCUAGGACGAGCCUGCAUCGACUGAGACAUUGUGAUAGGCUGGCUAUAGGAGAAGGAACCAGCUGCAUGCACCUCCUCCACCGUCAGCAGCGAGAACGGUACCGUUCAGUGCCUGUAUCACCCGUUAACGGGAUGACGAAGUGAACCAAGCCUCCUCACGCACCGAACGCUGGAUUCCGCAUGAGGACUGAAUGAGUGGAAAGAGAGGGAGACAAGAGGUGAUGGCGAUGCUGGUCUAGUGAGGAGAAGGGAAAGCCGAUUGAUUUAAUCAGGACCUUAACAGCCGACACGGGGUGUCUACCGAGGUUUCAACAACCAAUUAAUCCCCUCGCACGACGGAGGACAUUUGUCAUUCCGAGGCGAUGGGAACCGCGCGUGGAUGCCGGACUGCGGUUUAAACGUGCACGUGUCUCUCUGUGAAAGCGCCGCUGUGAUGGAGCACGACGAAAGUAGCGACGUGGAGGUUGCUGCCGAGCCCCUGCUGCACGGUAUUCACGCGCCCAAUCGGAUCAGGCCCUCGUCGUACCGGGCACUGCGGAGUGCGGUUUCCAGCCUGGCGCGCAUCGAUGACUUCGUAUGUGAGAAGAUCGGGUCAGGGUUCUUUUCAGAGGUCUUCAAGGUGCAGCACAGGAUCACAGGCCAGGUGAUGGCCCUAAAGAUGAACACUCUGGCCAGCAACAAGGCCAACAUGCUCCGGGAGGUCCAGCUCAUGAACCGGCUCUGCCACCCCAAUAUACUCGGGUUCCUGGGAGUGUGUGUACAGGAGGGCCAGCUCCAUGCUCUAACUGAGUACAUCAACGGGGGUAACCUGGAGCAGCUGCUGGACAGUGACAGGUAUCUGUCGUGGUCGGUGAGGAUGGGUCUGUCUCAGGACAUCGCCUGUGGCCUGCAGUACCUCCACAGCAAGGGCAUCUUCCACAGAGACCUCACCUCCAAGAACUGUCUGGUACGCUGUGAGAAUGGUGUGUUCACUGCAGUAGUGGGAGACUUUGGUCUUGCAGAGAAGAUUCCAGACUACAGUGACGGGGUUGAUCAGCAGCCUCUGGCCGUGGUGGGCUCCCCCUACUGGAUGGCCCCGGAGGUGCUGAGAGGAGAGCUCUAUGAUGAAAAGGUGGAUGUGUUUGCCUAUGGAAUCAUCCUGUGUGAGAUCAUCGCCCGGAUAGAGGCUGAUCCGGACUUCCUACCUCGCACUGAGGACUUUGGACUAGAUGUGGAUGCCUUUGAGAACCUGGUUGGUGACUGUCCAACACCAUUCCUCAACCUUGCAGUCCUCUGCUGCAAUAUGAAUGCAAAGACGCGUCCCUCGUUCUCUGAGAUAGUGGUCUUGCUGGAGGGGAUGGAGAUAGGAGAGGAGGAGAGGAAGACGGCCAUCCCUCUGGGCGAUUGUCUCUCGUCAAAACCCCCCACUGGCCACAUCAGCCCCUACCGACGACGGAGUUCCCUCUGUCACCCUGGCGACCAGCAGUUGUCACGGAGCCAGUCUGAAAUGCUUCCACCAACGACGCCCCCACUCGGCACCCCGGCCCGGGUCAACCCCUUCUCCCUGCGGCAGGACCUGAACGGGGCCGCAUCAAGCUCUACGACACCCCCAGCAAGGGAAACCUCUUACUCCGAGGGCCCCCGGCGCUGCCAGUCUCUCCCCUGCACCCCGAGCCGGAGCGAACCCUCUCCCUCCUCCGGGACCCCGACCUGCAGCGCUUGA